GCAAGCAACAACAAAAAUUCCUGCAAACUUUGCGCAGCAAGCUUCGCAUUUGACGACGCCAACAGCAUAAAGAUCACAGCUUUCCUCUUGGACGAUAUCAUUCCAUAGAAAACGCAAAGCCGUUAACAAUAUAAUGCAAGCAAUCCUGAGAUUUCCUCUGAUCGCUUCUUUUCUUAUAUAAGAAAUGGCGUCUUUCUAGAUUUGCCCUUAAGAUUGAAUUUAUUUUUUCUGUUUCAUGUUCAGAUUUCUUUCUUGUGUGGAUUAGUAACACAGUGCUAGCAGUGAUCAGUGCCCGGCGCAGAGGAAGCAUGCCAGCCAGAGCCGAGGGAGAGUGCAAUGGCUGUGUCUGCCUCAAAGGGGGCAAUCACCCAUGGCCUCCACAUGCCUCCAUCUCCUCCUUCCAUCUCGGCUGCACCAGCUUUCAUCGUCUUUCCAAUCGAUCAAUUUUCGAGGAACCAUGGUUGGACCAUGAUGGCAGUUUGUUACUCUUUCUUAUUACUACUAUUUUGCAGCAAUCAAGAACUAGUUUAUUAAUCGUUUUGCGAGUGUAACAAUGCUCAAUCAUGUCCUCUCGAUUCUUUAAAAAUUAGUGUUUUUAUUAAAAUACUGACAAGUUAACGAAAUCUAUAGGAAAUUGCGGCCUAUAUAAACCCAUGCUGAGUCCAUCCCUGGUAUAACGGGCUGACGAAGUUUAGCAUCGACCAUGUCCAAGCCGAGGUUGGACGGCAAGGUGGCCAUCGUCACCGGCGGCGCGAGCGGCAUCGGCGAGGCGGCGGCGCGGCUGUUCGCGUCGAGCGGCGCCACGGUGGUGAUCGCGGACAUCCAGGACGCGCUGGGCGAGGCGGUGGCCGCGUCGGCCGGGUGCACGUACAUGCGGUGCGACGUGACGGACGAGGCGCAGGUGGAGGCGACGGUGGGCGCCGUGGUGGCCGCGCACGGGCGGCUGGACGUCAUGCUCAGCAACGCCGGCGUGCUGCUCCCGACGGGGUCCGUGAUGGACAUGGACCUGGCGGAGCUGGACCGCGUGAUGGCCGUCAACUUCCGCGGCGCCGCGGCGUGCGUGAAGCACGCGGCGCGCGCCAUGGUGCCGCCGAACGGCGCCCGCGGCGGCGCCAUCGUGUGCACGGCGAGCGUGGCGUCGCUCCAGGGCGGGUUCGGGCCGGCGUCGUACACGGCGUCCAAGCACGCGCUGCUGGGCCUGGUGCGCGCCGCGGCGGGGGAGCUCGGGCGCCACGGCGUGCGCGUCAACUGCGUGUCCCCAGGCGGCGUGGCCACGCCCAUGAGCUGCGCGCUCAUGGGCGUCGGGCCAGAGGAGAUGGAGGCCAUGACGUGUGCCCUCAACGUGCUACGCGGGAAGGUGCUGCGGGCGGAGGACGUGGCGGAGGCGGCGCUGUUCCUGGCGUCCGACCAGGCGGGGUUCAUCAGCGGUCACAACCUCGUCGUCGACGGCGCCACCACCGCCGUCAACCCUGCCGUGCUGCACACCGUCGGACUGUGAACGCCGACCGUACCCUGUGUUAUUUGCCGUUGUCAUUGAUCUGGUCCUUGUGUUUCUUUGUUCAUACACCUCUGCACAAUGUCAUGAAUGUAACAGUAAUGCACACCAUUGUAUUGUAGAACACUAGAACUCAGUAAAACAGCUGUGUCAUUUGUUUUUU
Messenger RNA from Panicum virgatum (switchgrass), 1658 nucleotides. Its product is annotated as short-chain dehydrogenase reductase 3b-like. The coding region runs from base 704 to 1498 and encodes 264 amino acids. The record is from RefSeq and is a predicted model, not a curated record. Lineage: Eukaryota; Viridiplantae; Streptophyta; Magnoliopsida; Poales; Poaceae. The transcript has 2 exons.